Molecule: messenger RNA, 1209 nt
Organism: Pectinophora gossypiella (pink bollworm)
Lineage: Eukaryota; Metazoa; Arthropoda; Insecta; Lepidoptera; Gelechiidae
Exons: 3
Coding region: 157-978 (273 amino acids)
Source: RefSeq, a predicted model, not a curated record
ACCGCGCCGCUUGACGAACGUCUCAUGUGGAUUUACACCAAUUUUCAUAAACUACUCGUAAACCUUAAGAUUUACGCGUGCACAAGUGCGAUAGAGCAUCAUAAGGUCCCGCGAUAUCUUAAGACUAAACGCUAUUAGUAUAUAAAGCACAUUCCUAUGAUGCUAGAAGACCUUCACAACGGAACGAUGGACAACGAUUCCAGCGAGAGUGAAGAGGCCGACCGUCCGACCAAUAUAGUCAUCUUUCCGUGCAAACUGCUUAGGAAAUUCAUACAUCUGUACAAAGAGCAGCGCUGCCUAUGGGACCGGACAAGUUUCGUGUACAAACAAAAGCAAAAGCGGCACGAAGCUAUUACGAAGCUGACGAAGUUAGUGCAAGAGCACGAACCCAGUGCAACACGAGUGCACGUAUUGAGGAAGAUAGAAAGCUUGCGCGCGUGCGUGCGACGCGAACACAAACGGGUGCUAGACAGCCGACGGAUCGCGACUAACCCCGACGAAAUAUACAAGCCCCACCUUUGGUACUACGAUCUGUUUUCAUUCAUGUUCGAGGAUAACAGCUAUAACGCAGCAAAAGCGGAGGAUAAAGGCAGCAAAACGCAACAGGCGGGCGUCGCGGGAUCUGAAGAAGAGGAAGAAGGACAACCAGUGUACGAAGAAGAGCCUCACGAAUUUGAACAUUCGGUAGACCCAUCAGAUUACAGCUUAGCAACCAGUAUGGUGGAAGUGUCAGACAAUAGCAAACGCUAUUCGGACGUUGACGACGAUGGAAAAACCAAGCGACUAUGUGCAGAUGUACUGGACGAAUAUGAUGCUAUUGGUAUAAACGUAGCUGCAAAGCUUCGAAAUCUUCCACCCAACAUGAGGAUCGUAGCGGAGAAACUGAUAAAUGACGUACUCUUCCAAGCCCAGCUGAAUGGACUCAACUCUUCCACAGUGAUCAUCACUGCAGACCCUUUCAAACAAGACCCCAUGUAGAUAUAUUUUUGACUUCUUUUUUAUAAAAACACCGGUCUUCGGAUGUAUGUAUUAUUAAACAGAACGACCAGGGGGGUUAAAAUGGCCACAUCGAAGCAAUUCAUCUAAGAAAGCAAUAUUGCAAUUUGACAUAAGCGCAUAUAAAAGUAAGUGCGCAGUGCAAACAAAUGACAUAUUGCUUUCUUAGAUGAAUUGCUUCAAUGUGGUAAUUUUAACCCCCCCCCCCCCCCC